Molecule: messenger RNA, 5536 nt
Organism: Jaculus jaculus (lesser Egyptian jerboa)
Lineage: Eukaryota; Metazoa; Chordata; Mammalia; Rodentia; Dipodidae
Product: receptor-type tyrosine-protein phosphatase V-like
Exons: 35
Coding region: 285-5393 (1702 amino acids)
Biological process (GO): protein dephosphorylation; angiogenesis
Molecular function (GO): protein tyrosine phosphatase activity; cadherin binding
Source: RefSeq, a predicted model, not a curated record
UCAGAGGCUGUCUUGGGGUUCAGUCUGUACCUGCCUGAUCUCUAUGCUGCUGCCUUCCUGCCCCCACUCCUGAGCUCGCUGAGUUUCCGGGCUUCCUUCCCAGGGCCCAGAGGGUUGACUCGGCUCCUUCCCUUCCCACGGCUGACUUGGCGUGGGAGUCCCCAGAUGAGCUGCACCAGGUUCGAGUCCAGCUACUUUCCUCACACAUGUGGAGCCUCAGGCUGUUCUCUUGCCUUCUCUGGGCUGCAGCCUUCACAUCUGUGUAGUUAAGGACACCCGUCGGGAUGACACCCUGGAUUCUGUUCCUCGCACUCCUCUGGCUCCAGGGUUUUUGGGCAGAGGAAGAUGCAUGUCACUCCCAGGAAGGGAGCCUAGAGCCAGAAGGUGGAGGCCAGCCCCUGACUGUGAACAUCAGCAGGCAAGGGAAACCUACCAGCUUGUUUCUGAGCUGGGCAGCUGCAGAGCCAGGAGGGCUUAGCCAUGCCCUCCGCCUCACGCGCCUGAGCCCCCUUGGCUCUCCCGAAGAACAGCAGCUCCAGGUUCAAACCAAUGAGUCCAGCUUUGUGUUCCAUGACCUGGUGCCAGGGGGUCGCUACCAGCUAGAAGUGACUGAACUCAGACCCUGCAGACAGAAUGUCACCGUUACUCUCACUGCCCGUAUUGCCCCGUCAGCGGCCCGUGGACUACAGCUGCAUAGCUCCGGGAGCCCAGCUAGCCUGGAGGCCUCGUGGGGUGAUGGCCCUGGCCAGCGGGACAGCUAUCAACUUCUCCUCUACCACCUGGAAUCCCAGACACUGGCAUGUAACAUCUCUGUGUCCCCAGACACACUGUCUCAUCAUUUUGGCAACCUCUUGCCAGGCAGCCAGUAUGUUUUGGAGGUGACCACCUGGGCCGGAGAUCUCCAGGCAAAGACCAGCAUCCGACAGUGGACCGCUCCUGCGCAUCCCGACCACCUAGUGCUGCGUGCCUUGAACACCAGUAGUCUGCAAGCCUCGUGGAACAGCCCUGAGGGGGCUGCCUGGCUCCACUUGGUGCUCACAGACCUCCUAGGGGGUACCAACCUGACUGCCGAGGUCAGCCGUGGAGUCUCGAGUCACACCUUCAUCCACCUGUCUCCAGGCACCCCCUAUGAGUUGACACUCACUGCUGUUGCUGGGCCCCACCAAGCCACGGGGCCCAAUGCCACUGAGUGGACCUAUCCCUCCACCCCAUCUGACCUGGUAUUGACUCCCAGGCCCCCUGAGCUCUGGGCAAGCUGGAAGGCAGGGCCUGGAGCCCAGGAUGGCUAUGUACUUAAGUUAAGUGGGCCAGUGGAGCAGAAUACCAAUCUGGGCCCCGAGGCACUCAACACCACGUUCCCAGGGCCCCUGCCUACCGGGCACUAUGCUCUAGAGCUAAAGGUCCUGGCAGGGCCCUAUGAUGCCUGGAUCCAGGCCAGUGCCUGGCUGGAUGAGUCUGCUGCCCAGCACAGGCAGGGCCCUGGUGCAACACUGCAGCUGGAUGGACUGGAGGCCACAGGGCAGCCUGGGAGGCGGGCCCUUCUCUAUGCUGACAGUGCCCCAGGCCUUCUAGGAAACAUCUCUGUGCCCUCAGGUGCCACCCACAUCACCUUCUGUGGACUGGUACCUGGGGCACGCUACCGGGUGGACAUUGCUUCAGCGAUGGGAGUCAUCACCCAGAGUCUCACACGCCACACCAGUCCCCUGGCACCACAGUCACUGGAGGUCAUCAGCAGGGAUAGCCCGUUUGAACUGACCAUUGGCUGGGUUCCAGCACCAGGGCAGCGGGAAGGCUACAAGGUCACCUGGCAUCAGGAUGGUCACCAGAAGUCGCCUGGCAACCUUGUUGACUUGGGCCCAGACAAUUCCAGCCUGACUCUGAGAGACCUAGUUCCUGGGUCCUGCUACACGGUGUCAGCCUGGGCCUGGGUGGGGAAUCUCAGCUCCAGCCCACAGAGGACCCACAGCUGCACCCGCCCGGCUCCUCCCACCAACCUGAGCCUGGGCUUCAGCCAUCAGCCUCCGUCGCUGAAGGUUUCCUGGAGUCCCCCACCUGGUGGCAAGGACGGCUUUCAGCUGUGGCUUUACAGCCUGAGGCCCCUAACGCUGCAAAGUGAGGAGAUCCUGGCCGGGGAGGCCCAGAGCUUCUCCUGGACCCAGCUGGCCAGGGGUUCUGAGUUCCUGAUGCAACUCUCUACCCUGUGGAGACUGGAGGUCAGCAGCAGCGCCAACACCACAGGCUGGACAGCCCCCUUUGCUCCUACCAUGGUCAGUGUAACCAGUGAGAGUGCCACCCGGCUUCGGGUAGACUGGGUCCAUGCACCUGGGGGUCGGAACAGCUACCAAGUGAACCUGUAUCAGGCGGGGGCCCGGGCAGCCUCCCACAGCGUGGGCCCUGAGGUGGACAGCACAAGCUUUUCGACUCUGACCCCAGGCACGAAGUAUGAGGUGGAGGUUGUCUCGUGGGCUGGGCCCCUUCGCACCGCAGCAGCCAACGUCUCUUCUUGGACAUCCCCACUCAUGCCCAGUGAGUUGCUGGUGUCAAUGCAGGCGGGCAGCGCCACAGUCAACCUGGCCUGGGCCAGCGGCCCCUUGGGGAAGGGGACAUGCCAUGCCCAACUCUCAGAGGCUGGGCACCUCUCAUGGGAAGAGGCCCUGGAGCUAGGCCAAGCUCGCCUAGUGCUGCGGGACCUCACACCAGGACGUACCCUCUCGCUGUCCGUGCGGUGCCAGGCAGGACCACUUCGGGCCUCGACUCAUCCCGUGGUGCUGCCUGUGGAGCCUGGCCCUGUGGAGGACGUGCUUUGUCGCCCUGAGGCCACCCAUCUGACCCUGAAUUGGACUAUGCCUGUCGGGGAUGUGGGCACAUGUCUGGUGGUGGCAGAGCAGCUGGAGGCAGGCGGGAGUGCUCAGCUCGUGUUCCAGGCCAACGCCUCAGACGACGGCCUCCUGUUGUCCAACCUGACGCCGUCCACUCCCUACCGCCUCAGCCUCACUGCGCUGGGCGGAAACGGCCUGUGGAGCCGGGCUGUCACCUUGCUGUGCACAACUUCUGCUGAGGCCUGGCACCCACCAGAGCUAGCUGCAGCCCCCCAGCUGGAGCUGGAGACCGGAAUGGGGGUGAUGAUCACACGGGGCAUGUUUGGCAAGGAUGAUGGGCAGAUCCAGUGGUAUGGCAUCAUUGCUACCACCAACAUGUUGUUGGCUCGACCUUCACGGGAAGCCAUCAACCACACGUGGUAUGACCACUACUACAGGCGGUGUGACUCCUACCUGGCCACCCUGCUCCCUGACCCCUUCUACCCAGGGCCCUGGUCUGUGCCAAGAUCCUGGACAGUGCUUGUGGGUACAGAAGACUGUGGCCACACCCAGGAGAUAUGUAAUGGGCAGCUCAAGCCAGGCUUCCAGUAUAGGUUCAGCAUCGUGGCCUUCACCAGGCUCAGUUCUCCCGAGACCAUCAUGUCCUUCUCGGCCUUCUCAGAGCCUCUGGUCAGCGUGUCCCAAGCAGCAGUACCCCUGCCAGUCAUGGUGGGCACCGUGGUGAGCUGUGUCUUCAUUGUGUGCACUGUGCUGGGCUUGCUAUGCUGGUGGCGCCUGAAGGGACCAAGGGAUGAGAAGGAUGGCUUCUCCCAUGAGCUGAUGCCUCACAGCCUGCGGCGAACCCACAGACCCAUCCCCAUCCACAGCUUCCGGCAGAGCUAUGAGGCCAAAAGUGCGCACGCACACCAGGCUUUCUUUGAGGAAUUUGAGGAGCUGAAAGAGGUAGGCAGGGAGCAGUCCAGACUGGAGGCUGAGCACCCUGCGAACAGCACCAAGAACCGGUAUCCACACGUGCUACCGUAUGACCACUCCAGGGUCAGGCUGACCCAGCUGGCAGAAGAGCCCCAUUCUGACUACAUCAAUGCCAACUUCAUCCCAGGCUACAACCAUCCCCAAGAAUUCAUUGCCACUCAGGGGCCUCUCAAGAAAACAGUGGAGGACUUCUGGAGGCUGGUGUGGGAGCAGCAGGUCCACGUCAUCAUCAUGCUGACGGUGGGCAUGGAGAAUGGACGGGUGCUGUGCGAACAUUACUGGCCGGCCAACUCCUCUCCUGUCACCCAUGGUCACAUCACCAUUCACCUCCUGGCUGAGGAGUCGGAGGAUGACUGGACAAAGAGAGAAUUCCAGCUGCAGCACGAUACCCAGCAAAAACAGCGGAGGGUCAAACAAAUGCAGUUCACCACCUGGCCAGACCACAGCGUGCCCGAGGCCCCCAGCUCCCUGCUCGCUUUUGUGGAGCUGGUGCGGGAGCAGACAAGGGCUGCGCAGGGCAAGGGGCCCGUCCUGGUGCACUGCAGUGCGGGUGUGGGCCGGACAGGCACUUUUGUGGCCCUUCUGCGCCUGCUGCGGCAGAUGGAGGAGGAGCAAGUAGUAGAUGUGUUCAACACCGUGUAUGCGCUCAGGCUGCACAGACCCCUCAUGAUCCAGACCCCGAGCCAAUAUAUCUUCCUGCAUAGCUGCCUACUGAACAAGAUUCUAGAAGGACCCCCUGACACCUCCAACUCUGGCCCUAUCUCUGUGAUGAAUUUUGCACAGGCUUGUGCCAAGAGGGCAGCUAAUGCCAAUGCCGGCUUCUUGAGGGAGUAUAAGCUCCUGCUGCAGGCCAUCAAGAAUGAGGGAGGGUCUUUGAUGCCCCCUCAUGGCCACAAGCAGAAUAGCAUGGUCUCCCGGGACCAUGCUCAGGUGCAGUUUCCUCCGGUGGAGGAUAGUCCCGCUGACGACUUGCUGGAAGCCUGGCUCUUCCCUGGUGGACCUUCUGGCCGUGACCAUGUGGUACUGACUGGCCCUGUGGGGCCAAAGGAGCUCUGGGAGCUGGUGUGGGAGCAUGAAGCCCAUGUGCUGGUCUCCCUGGGCCUGCCUGACACCCAGGAGAAGCUGCAGGAAUUCUGGCCCUCGGAGAUGCAGCCCAUUAUCACAAACACAGUGACGGUGCGCUGGGUGGCUGACAGCGUCGUGAGCGGCUGGCCCUGUGCUCUCUUCAGGGUCCUCCACGGGGAGAGCGGGAUAGAAAAGCAGGUGCAACGCCUUCAGUUUCCGUGCUGGGAGUCUGAGCACGAGCUGCCGCCGGCUAUGGCCUUGCCGCUCUUCCUGGUUGCCGUGCGCCAGUGCUGCUCCAGGGGCAAGAGCAAGAAGCCGGGCACGCUGCUCAGCUACUCCAGCAAGGGUACGAACCAGCUGGCUACCUUCCUGGCCAUGGAGCAGCUGCUGCAGCAGGCCGGGGCUGAGUGUGCCGUGGACGUCUUUAACGUGGCCCUGCAGCAGUCACAGGCCUGUGGCCUCAUGACCCCAACACUGGAGCAGUAUAUCUACCUCUACAAGUGCUUGAACAGCGCACUGUUGGAUGGGCUGCCCUGAGCCAGGAAGUGGCCUGCUCCCUGCCAAGCAGCAAUGACCCCAUCAAGUCCACCAGGCCUGGGUUCCAGGGAAGAGCAGCCUCCAUAGGGCCUCGCGCUGUUUAAGGGACGAAGUUGGGGAAUAAAGACAUAUGGUCAAGCUCA